Messenger RNA from Zea mays, 1455 nucleotides. RefSeq lists its product as uncharacterized. The coding region runs from base 1 to 909 and encodes 302 amino acids. Lineage: Eukaryota; Viridiplantae; Streptophyta; Magnoliopsida; Poales; Poaceae. The record is from RefSeq and is a predicted model, not a curated record. The transcript has a single exon.
AUGGGCCACGGCUUUAUCUCCUGGCCACGUCGCCUCUGUCUCCCUCAUGGCGCCUUCCUCUGUGCGCCUCUCCCUGGGGCUGAGCUCCCUCACGCUCAGAUCUCUCCCUUGCUCCUGCAGCUCGCCCUCUCUUCCUCAAGCUCGUCCCCAUGGCCCGGUCCCAGCUUGGCCUCUGCUCCAACUUCCCCAGCCGCACCCAGCCGAGGUCCCUCCCACGUGCACAGCCCCUCACCCAUCUCCCAUGGCCGCACCGCUCCUCUCUCUCGCGCUCGGCCUCUCACCGGCAGAUUCCCUAGUCGUGAGCUCUGGCGCCGGCUGCCCCUUCGUGCUCGUCUCUGGAGCUCGCCCGACCCCAAGCUACGCUCGCCCGUGGCCGUCGAACUUGCUCAAGUCCGGUCAUCCUCAACCUUCGGUCUUUGCUCAUCCCAGCCGAUGCCCAUCUCCCUCCAACUCCAAGCCGAGCUCGUCUCCACUACUCCAGCUGCAAGCCGCCGGCCAUGGUGCUUUCCCUGGCGGCCAUCCGGUUAUGCGUCGUUGUGCCUUUGGUCUUGCUCAUUGUCGAACGCCAUUACCUCGCCGACCGCGACCCUAUCUCCGUUCUUCAAGUCGCCCAGCCCUCUGUUGGGUCCGCUAGCGACGACCGUCGUAGAGCGCUGCUCGACCUCCUCCAUGCACGAACAGCAGCAACCUCGAGCCUCCUCUGCGUCGUGCCAUCGACCCGCUCGAUGGAAUGCCGCAGCGAGCUCUACCCGAUCUGCAAUGCCUGCGCACCAUCGUCGAAAUCCCCGCAACCGUGUUGAUUCGCAACAACACGUCGUCGAUCUAGAAUCCCUAGCCUUGUGGUCGACCAUGCCCUCCAUCGAUGUCGUGCCUUGCGCAUCGCUUGCUCAACAGAAGCCUCACUCAUGAACGACAUGCAUGACUCAUUCGAUCCCUCUUGGGUUCUUAUCGUUUAACCGUCGCCUCGCCUCGAUGCCGGCUCCUACAUAACGUCUACAACUUGUGUUCAUGCCAAAAAUCCGAGAAGAUUAGGCGUAGAAGGAAACAAAUCAGUACGCAGCCGGAAAAUCCUCGAUGUGGAUGGAGAAGGUAGUGAAGUCCGCGUGGUGCUCACCACGUGCUCGAAGUAAUGGCGAGAUCAGAAAUCAUGGUUGUGUUCAUGGCCUUCGAGACAAAUUAAAUUAUUGGUGAACUAUCGUCACUCUCGCUCUUCAUUUUAAUAUUUCUCAUCAGUUUGGUAUGCUUGCGCUAUCCAUGUGGGUCGGUGACGUACACGUAAAUUGCAGUGGUGUGAUUAGUGAAAGAAGCUAGCUAGUGAAGAUAGUGUGAUUUCGUGUGACGCUCAAUAGGUGUUCGGCGAUUUGGGGGAAACAGUGAACGUCGUCGCUUUUGUUAAUACCGAGUCGCACUAUGGUCGAGUCGUUAGAUGGAUUGGCUACCUAGGUUGGUCGCGAU